Molecule: messenger RNA, 2991 nt
Organism: Cyclocybe aegerita
Lineage: Eukaryota; Fungi; Basidiomycota; Agaricomycetes; Agaricales; Hemipholiotaceae
Source: the annotation of a GenBank genome assembly
AUGGGACGCAUCCUGGUCUGCCUCUUGGGCACACUUGCUCUUCUUCAUGGCGUACAAGCCAUCGGACAAGAUACAUGCGUCACAUUCACCGCCUCUAGGGGCGCGUUCGCCGUCGUGAACAGCCGACGGGUUGCUCCAAUCCUCAUCGCUGAAGACGAAUGGCCAGGCGUCCAGCUCGCGGCAAACGACUUCGCUGCCGACAUCCAGCGUGUCACAUCCGUCAGACCCAGUCUGACCAACUAUACUGCCUCAGCCAGACCCUCGACACCUCCGAUCAUCGUUGGCACGCUCGGGAAGUCGUCAUUGAUCAGCCAGGUCGUGAACAACACGCAGCUGGACGUAUCGUCGAUUGAAGGGAAGUGGGAGGCCUUCACGGCAAAGGUUGUGCAGAACCCGCUGCCUGGCGUCGCCAGCGCGUAUGUCAUCAUUGGAGCGGACAAACGAGGGACUAUCUAUGCGCUAUACGACCAUUCAGAACAAUUUGGCGUCUCCCCUUGGUACUGGUGGGCAGACGUCCCAACCACGACCCGGCAAAACAUAUUCCUCAUACCUUCUGGAUGCUCGCACGGCGAACCCUCCGUCAAGUACCGCGGCAUCUUCCUGAAUGACGAGCAGCCUGCCCUCCAGAACUGGGCCAUGGAGAAGUUCACGAAUGGCACCGGGUCUCCGUUCUUGAAUAGCCCGUUCAAUCGGUAUUUCUACGUCAAGAUGUUCGAGCUUAUCCUCAGAUUGAAGGGAAACUACCUCUGGCCCGCUAUGUGGGGCAGCGCGUUCUGUGUUGAUGAUCCGCUCAACCAGUUCCUCGCGGACCGGUACGGCGUCGUGAUGGGCACCAGCCACCAGGAGCCAUUUAUGCGCUCAACGCCCAACGAAUUCAACUCAAGCAGGGGCAAAUGGGACUACACGACGAACACGGCCAACAUCAACCAAUACUGGCUCGAGGGUGCGGAGAGGGCGAAGCCGUUCGAGUCAAUCUAUACGAUGGGUAUGAGAGGUUUCGGAGAUCUGCCUCUUUCGGAAGAAACGAACAUCAUGCUCCUCGAGAGCGUUAUUGCGAACCAGACGCAGAUCUUGCAGGGUAUGUAUGGUGUCCAAGACGUUUCGGCGAUCCCGCAGGUUUGGACGCUCUAUAAAGAAGUGGAGGGCUAUUAUGACGGGGGCAUGCGGGUUCCUGAUUACAUCACUCUGCUUUGGGCGGACGACAACUGGGGCAACAUUCGCCGAUUCCCCACCCCUGAUGAACGCGACCGAUCAGGAGGAGCGGGGAUCUACUAUCAUUUCGACUACGUCGGCGAUCCGCGUAACUACAAGUGGAUAACGACCACGCAGCUCGAGAAGGUGUACCAGCAAAUGUCAAUUGCGAUCGAGCGCAAAGCCGACCGUCUCUGGAUCGUCAACGUCGGCGACUUCAAGCCGUACGAGCGCAAAACCGAGUUCUUCCUCUCGUACGGCUGGAACGCCACUCGUUGGACGCACGCCAACAUCAACAGCUUCGUCACGCAGUGGGCCGCGCGAGAGUUUGACUUGACCCCGGAAAGGGCAGAGGUGGUGACGGGCCUCGUGGCGAACUUGACAAGGUUCAACGCGAGGAGGAAGCACGAGUCGUUGAAUUCGACGACGUAUAGUUUGGUUAAUUAUCGGGAAGCAGAGAACGUUCUUGCAGACUGGGCGAGGUUAGAGGCUGCGUCGACGAGUAUUUAUAACAGCCUUUCGUCCGCGAUGAAGCCCGCCUUCUUCCAGCUUGUGCACCACCCUAUAAUUGCAAGCAACAACGUCGCUAAACUCUUAAUUAACGCAGGAAAAAAUAAUCUGCAUGCAUCACAAGCUAGGUACAGCACCAACCAGCUUGCUGAUAGCGUCGAGGAAUUCUUCGAGAAAGACUAUGACAUUGAAGUGCAGUACCACUCGCUGCUCGAUGGUAAAUGGAACCAUAUGAUGGACCAAACCCAUCUUGGCUACUAUUAUUGGCAGCAACCAAUGAUUAAUACUAUGCCCGCGGUCAACCGCGUUUCGAGCAGGAAGCAGGCGCUGGCUGGUGCCAUGAGAAUCGUCCCUGAAGGCAAUUUGGGAGCAUGGCCAGGAGAUAACGCAAAUCAGUGUGCGCAGGGAUACAAUUGCGGUCCGCCAACAGUCACAAUUGACAACUUCUCCCCCAUCGCCGACCGAUACUUCGACGUGGGCGCUGGCGGCCCCGCUCCUUUCACCUUCACCGCUACAUCAAAUGUGACUUGGCUCAAGCUCACCCCAGCCAGAGGGUCUAUUUCUCCGAAGGCUCCUGAACAGCGUGUAUUCGCCAGCAUAUCGGAUUGGAGCCAGCUGGCAGCUGGCUCCAACUUCGCCCAGAUCACGUUCACCGCCACCGCUUCUGAGCAGCCAACACUUUCUGUGCCUGCCAUGUUCGUGGCCAUCAAGAAUUCUCCGUCCAGCGGAUUUAAAGGGUUCGUCGAGGGCACCGGCGUAAUUUCGAUCGAAGCAGCACAUGUCUCUCGGAAGACGAUUGUUCAGGAUAUCUCUUGGACGGAAUUACCGGGACUGGGACGGACCGUAUCUGCCGUCACUCCUCUUCCUGUGACCGAUACUGCCUUCGAGGCAGGAGCCGGGCCUCUUUUGGAGUACGAUUUCUAUAACUUCAACACGCUCCAAGGGAGGGGCAACGUCACCGUCAUCGUCUAUAUGACGCCUACCUUCAACUUCAAUGAAAGAACUCGCCCACUUACCUUCUCUGUACAAAUUGAUUCCUUUCCCGCAGUCAAGGUGCAACCCAUCGCUAUGCAAGCUCCCGGAGACCUGCCUGCGGGAUGGGGUGGCCCGGAUGGGUAUGUCGCGAACUCCAUCAUCACCACCUCGACCACGUUCACCGGAGUAUCGACUGGAGCGCACACGCUGAAGAUUGGCGCUAUGGAAGCCGGAGUUGCGAUUCAAAAGAUAGUUAUCAACACAGGAGGUCUUCAACGCAGCUAUCUCGGCCCACCAGAGAGUAUUUCGGUCUAA